CGACGGAGCUCGGGGCUCGCAACUGUGGUUCCGGGCCGACCGGCGACGCAGGCACGCUGCUUCCUCUUCUUCUUCCUUUUCCUCUCGCGCCGCCCGCCGGCCCCGCCUCCUUGUCCCUCCGCCCACCCUUCCGGGGCGCAGUCGCGUCGCCGCCGCCCGCCGAGCGGACAUGUCGGCCCCCUCCGGGUCCCCUCACGCGACCGCCGGCGCCCGCACCCCUCCCCGGCCCGGCGUGGCCGUGGCUCCCGCAGCCCUCGCGUCCUCGGGCCCGGCGCCGGCACGGCAAAACGGUCCAGCACAGAGUCAGAUGCAGGUUCCGUCUGGGCAUGGAUUGCAUCAUCAAAACUAUGUCGCUCCCUCGGGACCUUACUCUCUAGAACCUGGGAAGCUGGCCUCGUCAUUGCCAGAUGGCCAGUGCAAUGAUUACUACUCUGGUCUCUAUACACUACCAGCGCAGAAGGUGGCGACCCCGGGCGCAGCCAGCCACACCGGAGCACAGCAGGUGUACUGCGGGGGGCCACCUGCACCCCCUCUGCUUGGGACCCUGCCUGGACCCGUCCCAGGGGCCACCGUGGCAGCAUCCCACAUGCAUACGAGUGCCUCCCAGCCUUACCCCUCAUUCGUGAAUUACUACAGUAGUCCAACCAUCUACACUGCCAGCUCCUCUGCUGCCUCUCAGGGAUUUCCUGCUACUUGUCAUUAUGGGGUGUCAGCAGUUUCUAAUGCUGUACACCCCAGCGUUUCCUAUUCUUCUCUGCCACCUGGGGACCCCUACACGCAAGUGUUUACCUCACAGAGUGCUCUGGCGACCGGGCCAGGCAGAAAGGGUUCAUUUCCUGGUCAGAAUGCAGCUCCAAGCCGCCCGUCAGCACUUGCUGCUCCUCUGCCUCCGCAGCACCUCCAGCAGCAGAGUCUUGCGGGAUACAGUGCUUUGUCGUGGUCCGUGCCAGGCCUUCCGCCCACCCAGGACAAGCUCAUCAGAAACCACUCAGGACCAUUGGCCUCAGCCAGCAGCAGUCCUGCGAAUCCUGUUGCAGAUUCUCUAGCCGGCCCUAGUAUGCAGAAUGCCCCACCACCCAGGUCCAGCCCGGUGGUGUCCACUGCUCUUCCGGGAGCCCUGUCAACAAGAGUGCUGCCUGCUGGGAAGCACCCUGGGGAGCUGGUGGCCUUGGGUGCCCAGCCACAGGAGCUGCCACCACAGAAAGGCAUGCAGUAUGGUGACUAUGUUAAUAAUCAAGCUAGCUCCGCACCGACUCCCUUGUCAUCAGCUUCCGAUGAUGAGGAAGAGGAGGAGGAUGAGGAAGCAGGUGUGGACAGCUCCUCCACCACGAGCAGCGCUUCUCCAGUGCCCAACAGCUACGACGUGCUAGAAGGGGGCGGCUACCCAGACAUGCACUCUUCAUCAGCCAGCAGCCCUGCUCCGGACCCUGUUCCGGAACCACAGCCUGUGCCAACGCCUACUGCCCCUCAGUCUGCAAAGGUGGCCAAGCCCUUCGGCCACAGCUACCCAGCCCUUCAGCCUGGUUACCAGAACGCAGCUGCUCCGCCAACCUCAGGAGUGCAGCCCGGUGCUGUGCCCUACGCGGCCUUCCAGCAGUACCCGCAGCAGUAUCCUGGUGUGAACCAGCUGUCAUCCAGUCUGGGAGGAUUGAGUCUCCAGAGUUCCCCCCAGCCCGAAAGCCUGCGGCCCGUGAACCUCACGCAGGAGAAGGAUGUUUUACCCCCGACUCCUAUUUGGGCUCCUGUACCUAACUUGAACUUGGACCUCAAAAAGUUAAACUGCAGCCCUGAUUCCUUCCGGUGUACCCUGACGAAUAUCCCACAGACACAGGCAUUGCUGAAUAAAGCCAAGCUUCCGUUGGGACUGCUGUUACAUCCCUUCAGAGACCUGACGCAAUUACCAGUUAUAACAUCAAAUAUCAUCGUGCGGUGCAGAUCUUGUCGAACGUAUAUCAACCCGUUUGUGUCCUUCAUUGACCAGCGAAGAUGGAAAUGCAACCUGUGCUAUAGAGUGAACGAUGUUCCUGAAGAGUUUAUGUAUAACCCCCUUACACGAUCUUAUGGAGAACCUCACAAACGACCCGAAGUUCAGAAUUCAACUGUGGAAUUCAUCGCGUCCUCCGAUUACAUGCUCCGUCCUCCUCAGGCUGCAGUGUACCUGUUUGUUUUAGAUGUGUCGCACAAUGCUGUGGAAGCCGGCUAUUUGACAGUUCUGUGCCAGUCGCUGUUAGAAAACUUGGACAAGCUUCCCGGAGAUUCACGAACAAGAAUAGGAUUCAUGACCUUUGACAGCACUAUUCAUUUCUACAAUUUACAAGAAGGGUUAUCACAGCCUCAGAUGUUGAUUGUGUCUGACAUAGAUGAUGUUUUUCUACCAACACCAGAUGGUUUACUUGUGAAUCUAUAUGAAAGCAAAGAGCUUAUAAAAGUCUUACUGAAUGCAUUACCAAGUAUGUUCACCAACACAAGAGAAACACACAGUGCCCUUGGUCCGGCGCUUCAGGCUGCCUUUAAAUUAAUGUCUCCAACAGGUGGCCGUGUGUCUGUAUUUCAGACACAGUUGCCUUCCUUGGGUGCAGGCCUUCUGCAGUCCCGAGAAGAUCCUAAUCAAAGAUCCAGCACAAAGGUGGUGCAGCAUCUUGGCCCUGCAACUGACUUUUAUAAGAAACUUGCUUUGGAUUGCUCAGGACAGCAAACAGCCAUGGACUUGUUCCUGUUAAGCUCACAAUACUCUGACCUGGCUUCUCUAGCUUGCAUGUCCAAGUAUUCUGCAGGGUGCAUCUAUUAUUACCCAUCUUUCCACUGUACCCACAACCCUUCCCAAGCAGAAAAGUUACAGAAGGACCUGAAACGGUAUCUCACACGGAAAAUUGGGUUCGAAGCAGUCAUGAGGAUAAGGUGUACCAAAGGUCUUUCAAUGCACACCUUCCACGGAAACUUCUUCGUGCGCUCCACUGACCUGCUGUCUCUUGCCAACAUCAACCCUGAUGCCGGGUUCGCAGUGCAGCUGUCUAUUGAGGAGAGCUUGACGGACACCUCCCUGGUGUGCUUUCAGACCGCGCUGCUCUACACGUCCAGUAAAGGUGAGCGGAGGAUUAGAGUGCACACACUCUGCUUGCCGGUGGUGAGCUCUCUAGCGGAGGUGUAUGCAGGAGUGGACGUGCAGGCUGCUAUCUGUCUUCUCGCAAACAUGGCUGUGGAUCGAUCAGUGUCAUCGAGUCUGUCAGAUGCAAGGGACGCCUUGGUGAACGCUGUGGUGGAUUCACUGUCCGCGUAUGGCUCCGCUGUCUCAAACUUCCAGCACUCUGGGUUGAUUGCCCCCGCCUCUCUCAAGCUGUUCCCUCUCUAUGUUCUGGCCCUCCUCAAACAGAAAGCAUUUAGAACUGGUACAAGUACACGCCUGGAUGAUCGGGUGUAUGCCAUGUGUCAGAUAAAGUCCCAGCCGCUCGUUCAUCUGAUGAAAAUGAUUCACCCCAACUUAUACAGGAUAGACAGGCUGACGGAUGAGGGUGCCAUACAUGUGAGCGACAGAGUGGUGCCCCAGCCGCCUCUCCAGAAGCUGUCUGCGGAGAGGCUGACGCGGGAAGGUGCUUUCCUCAUGGACUGCGGCUCAGUUUUUUACAUUUGGAUCGGAAAAAGCUGUGACAAUAACUUCAUAGAGGAUGUGCUUGGGUACCCUAAUUUUGCAUCAAUACCACAGAAAAUGACGUAUCUUCCGGACCUGGAUACCCUUUCAUCAGAAAGGACCAGAUCCUUCGUGGCCUGGCUUCGGGACAGCAGACCGCUGAGCCCCGUCCUUCACGUGGUGAAAGAUGAGAGUCCUGCCAAAGCGGAGUUCUUCCAGCAUUUGGUUGAAGACAGGACAGAAGCUGCAUUUUCAUACUAUGAAUUUCUGGUUCAUGUCCAGCGGCACAUUUGUAAGUGAAGUGGAAUAGCAGUGAUUGAGAGCCAAGAUCCUAAAGCUAGGUAACACAGAGUGUUGCAGAAGCGCCGGGAUUUGUCACAGAUACAGUGCACACCACACGUGCUCGCUGGCUGGGUGGGCAGCACAGCAGUGGGAAGGGAGGAAGGAGCGACUGUCUGGCGGCCACAGUGCCAGCCGUGACGCUGCCUCACCGCGGGCCCAGCAGCCUGCCUCCUGGGAGCACCAGCGGGCCACCUGCGUAGCCGUGUGGAAUGACAUGUCAUCAUGUGAAAUUAGAUGCAGCUGUUUUCUUACGAUUCCUACACCCUUUCUGGACCUGAGUUCUAAUGAGAGGCACCAAGUCAGUGGCACCGUGUUACUUGUUUCUGUGAGGUACUUUCUGACAAGGAGUGGCUCCUUCUCAUGGGGUGAACCCAACUUGUCCCUGUAAAGACAAUAGUAUGUGAGCGAUAGAGAAGUAUAUAUAUAUAUAUGAUGUACAUAAAUGUUACAUUUGUAAAGAAAAUGUAAAAAUGUAACUAAAGAAUAUGAGUUGCUUACACUGUGCUUCAUUGUUGGAUGACAGCUCUUUUUUGUCACAGUUAGAGAAUGAGAUUGACUAACACAUAUUCUGAAUUGAGGCCACAAAACUUUGUAAUUCUGUUAAAACUUUUAUGUGGAUUUAUUUAUGAUCAGCCUACUAAUUAAAAAUAUUUUGCUUGACAA
Messenger RNA from Cavia porcellus (domestic guinea pig), 4630 nucleotides. It is a transcript of the gene Sec24b, whose product is annotated as SEC24 homolog B, COPII coat complex component. The transcript is spliced from 24 exons. NCBI's taxonomy places the organism in Eukaryota, Metazoa, Chordata, Mammalia, Rodentia, Caviidae. Gene Ontology annotation, biological process: endoplasmic reticulum to Golgi vesicle-mediated transport; COPII-coated vesicle cargo loading; intracellular protein transport. Gene Ontology annotation, cellular component: COPII vesicle coat; endoplasmic reticulum exit site. The record is from RefSeq and is a predicted model, not a curated record. The coding region runs from base 170 to 3925 and encodes 1251 amino acids. Gene Ontology annotation, molecular function: zinc ion binding; SNARE binding.